Molecule: messenger RNA, 969 nt
Organism: Chaetomium globosum CBS 148.51
Lineage: Eukaryota; Fungi; Ascomycota; Sordariomycetes; Sordariales; Chaetomiaceae
Exons: 2
Coding region: 1-969 (322 amino acids)
Source: RefSeq, a predicted model, not a curated record
AUGGCCUGCCUCUUGGAUUUUGCGUUUCGGAAACUGAUCGGUGUCAGAGGGACGUGUCCGGGGAUGAGAACCAUCAAGAAUCUGGCGUCACCCUCCUUGACCGAGAUUGCCCCAGCUGUUUGGGACCUUCAAUAUCUUCAGACCAUGUCUGUCCACGCACAAGUCAUCCCGUCCAUUGCUGCUGGAAUUGCCCGUCUAAAGAACGCCCGGUCCGCAAGUCUCCGGGAUAAAGUCGACAAUUUGACUCGCCAGACAACAAUAGGGAACGACGGCCAGAUGUUGGCUGACUCGGUAAACGAGGUUACGGACGAGAUAGAGAAACGCUUAUGGUUAUUGUGCCAAACCCGGAUCCAACCAGAACCGAUUAAACGACCCUUCACAGCCAAACAAGGGGAUGAAAACAGAGCAAAGAAGGUGCGGCGGCAACUCGAAUACGUAAGGCCAGAGUUGGAAAUCCCCACGACCUACGUCGAUGAAGAUGGCAGUGGAACUUUCGCCGCCAUGGAAGGUUACAGUCUAGAACCAGACUGCGACCCGUACGUUGCUUUCCCCGGAUUCUUUCCUGAAGCAGCCCAUCUCGGGAUAGACGCUGUUUUGCAGGCGGACGAGUCCUACAUACCUGCGGAGGGAGUUUCACCACCAGAUGAUUGGACGCACAGUUCCGAGGGUGAUUACUUUUACACCGACGGACAAGGAAAUGUUUACCCGAUCGAGAGAGAAAAUUCGGAGGAUGAUCAGAUCGACUGGCCACCAGUUCCGCAACUCGUCGACUCUGACGGCUACGGCCAGCAGCAAGAUGAAGAAUGGAAAGGAUACUGGGGCCAAGGUGCAAACCAAGCAUAUAUUAUGCCCCAUGAGGACGGGCUCCCUGAUUUCGGGGUUCAUAUCCACCCGGACGAUGCCGCAAACCAACCAUUUCUACCACCGUACUCUGAAGAUGCACCGCUCGGAUAUUGGGCUCGGGAUUGA